Messenger RNA from Capronia epimyces CBS 606.96, 756 nucleotides. RefSeq lists its product as uncharacterized. The transcript has a single exon. The coding region runs from base 1 to 756 and encodes 251 amino acids. Gene Ontology annotation, cellular component: nucleus; cytoplasm. The record is from RefSeq and is a predicted model, not a curated record. NCBI's taxonomy places the organism in Eukaryota, Fungi, Ascomycota, Eurotiomycetes, Chaetothyriales, Herpotrichiellaceae. Gene Ontology annotation, biological process: secondary metabolite biosynthetic process.
AUGACAUCCCCCGACCCGACAUUGCAUCUUCCUCGCAUAUUGUGCCUGCACGGCGGGGGUGUCAACGCCGCCAUCUUCCGGGCGCAAUUCCGGGCGUUCCUGAACCACGAGCGACUGCGCGACCGGUUCCGGUUCGUGUUUGUCGACGCGCCCUUCUUCUGCGACGAAGGCGUCGGCGUCUUCCCAGUCUACUCGGACUGGGGCCCCUUCCGGCGCUGGUUCCGCUGGCUCGACUCGCACGCCGAGAUCGACCCGGCCGCGUGCGCCUACGAGCUCGAAUACACGGUCGAGCGAGCCAUGGACAGCGACGACGGCACUGGCGAGUGGGUGGGAGUGCUUGGGUUCAGCCAGGGCGCCAAGCUGGCCGCAAGCCUGCUGUACGCACAGCAGCUCCGGGGCAAAUCCGACCCGUGGAAGUUUGCCGUCAUUCUCGCGGGCCGCGCGCCGCUGGUCAGCCUCGACGAUGAAGCCGAGUCGUUUCCCUGGAUGCAGUCGGCGGGAGGGUUGCCCGACGCCGCCGAUCUCGACGGUCUGCUCGAUCGGCCGGACAUGAAGCUGCGGAUCCCGACGUUGCAUGUGCACGGUCUGAAGGAUGAAGGCCUGCAUCUGCAUCGGAAGCUGGUGCACGAUUACUGCGCCCCUGGCACGGCGACCCUCGUCGAGUGGGAUGGUGGCCAUCGCAUCCCGAUCAAGAGGGGCGAUGUCGAUAAGAUUGUCGAUGCCUGGGUCGAUCUGGUCGAUGAAUAUGGCAUCUGA